Molecule: messenger RNA, 2371 nt
Organism: Syngnathoides biaculeatus (alligator pipefish)
Lineage: Eukaryota; Metazoa; Chordata; Actinopteri; Syngnathiformes; Syngnathidae
Gene: sack1d
Product: family with sequence similarity 83 member D
Exons: 4
Coding region: 1-1629 (542 amino acids)
Biological process (GO): regulation of TOR signaling; protein localization to mitotic spindle; regulation of ERK1 and ERK2 cascade
Cellular component (GO): cytosol; mitotic spindle pole
Source: RefSeq, a predicted model, not a curated record
AUGGCGCAGUCUCAGUGCCUGGACGACUCGCUCUUAAGGGCCAAGUCAACGCACACUGGGGCCGCGCAGCUUAACCUGCAGGAGGUGUACAACGAAAGACACCGGCUCGCCUUGGAGGAGCUGCUGUCCGGGGGGGUUGACAGCUUUCUGGCUUUUCUUAGGAAGGAGUCCAUCUCCAACUUCCUGUCAGACGAUGAGCUCCGGUGGAUCCUGGGUGCCUCCGUGGCCCCGUGGCGCGUGUCGGUGCUCGGCGAGGACCAAGGGCCGACCGAGCAGUCUCUCAGCAGCUCGCUAGAAUGCUUGUCAGUGACUUACUUCCCCGAGGUGUCGGACGUGGAGCCGCCGCCGUUGGAGAUCGGCUGGCCCGCCUUCACUGCGGGCUCUUACCGUGGAGUCACCAGGGCCGUGGCUCACUUCCAGCCAAGUUAUGGGGAGAACGUCUACGCCUGCAAAGAAGCUGCAAGGAAAAUGAUCAGGAGUGCCAGAGAGGUGAUUGCCAUAGUUACGGAUUCCCUGACAGACCUGGAUAUCUUUAAGGAUCUUCAAGAGGCAUGUUCUGUCCGCAAAGUCCCCGUUUACAUUCUGCUGGACCAGUCGAGCUGUUUCGCGUUCCUCAAGAUGUGCAGAAACAUUAGUGUUAGCCUGGAUGACCUUCAGCAAAUGAGAGUAAGAACCAUAACUGGCACGACUUAUUACACAAGAUCAGGAGCAAGAAUCACUGGGAGAGUUCAUGAGCGCUUCAUGCUGAUUGAUGGGAAUCGUGCAGCUACAGGUUCAUACAGGUUCAACUGGACUGAUGCCAAAUUGAACACCAGCAACUUAAUCGAGCUUUCUGGUCAGAUAACGGAAAAGUUUGACGAAGAAUUCCGGAUUCUUUAUGCACAGUCUCUUCCUUUAAAUAUCCGAGGUCCUCCAAGUGUACAAAACAGUGGAAUCCCUGAGCACAUUCCCAGCAAGCAUCUGCUCACCUCCUCCCCAUACCUGAGGAGGGAGAGGUCCCUGGAGCAAGUAUUUCUGACCAGCACACCAGGCCAUAAAAUCAGCACUUUACCCUUCCAGCCUCCCUGUGAGGGCUCCGCUCCAGAGGCGGGUCAAAGCAGCAGCGGAGCAUCAAACACUUCGACUAUUGGCGACGCCUGGUUGGAUUGGCGGCAAAUGCCAGAAGAAAUCCUGGCCUGUGGUAUGAUUCCCCCAGCAGGGGAGUCCGCAACAGGCAAGCCUUUACCCCCGAGUGUAGCGUCCUGCCACGUGGCCACUCAGACCGGUUUAUCAGUGGCGGACGGGGAUGGACAGACAGACCUGCAACUCACGCAGGACCCAAAUCCCACACUCAGCCAGGUCAAGGCCACCUUUCUCAGAGUGAUCAUCCCCAACCAGGCAGCUCCAGCUGGCAACCUGAAGGACUGCCUCAGCAAUCUGACCAAAGAGCGCCAACACCACUACUCAGCCAUCCGCUCCAAACUGGAACACAUGAUGGCCAGCGUGUCACAACGGCAAGAGCUAGCAGACAUCGGUGUAAUGACUCAGGGUCGACGGGGGUUACACAAAGAGAUGCUGGGGGCAGACCCUACACAACUUGCUGAGAAUGCAGUCAUGGUCACAUGGCCAACAGCCAGAUGUGUACACUAGAUUGCUACUCUCACCCCCCCACUCCUGUUCGGGACACGAGGAUAAGGGCUGUUGUGGGAUUUCUCUGGACUGCUGUACUAGAAUAUCAUCUGUUUUGCGUUGGUUCUUUGUUUUUGUCUGGUGCUAUCUUGUUGCUGUUCUGCUGUUUUUAUUCCCUGCUUUAACGGUUGUAGAAUAAUAGUUGAUCACACAAUGUUGAAACUGUGCAAUACUACUGUUACUGUAAUGAAUAACUUCCAGAUGUAGAUGAUACACCAUCAGUUAGAGCAGAGGUCACCAAUAUGGUGCCCACAGACACCAGGUAGUUCCAAGGACCACGUGAGUAGCCAACAAGCUGUUCUAGAAAUACUUCACCAGUGAGAUGUAACUAUUUUUUUAAAAACACUCUUGUAUUGACAUAAAUUUUAAAAUAAAAUUUAGAAAAAAUGGUAUAGUUAUUUCGUGUUCAUGAAGACAAGUGAGUCGGGACAAUAAUGAUGAAGAGGUGAUUCCCCACAUAAUUUGAGCAGAUUUAUUUUAGAAGCACGCAUCAAACUGGUUGCAGUUCACAUCCGGUAAAUUAGUAGCAUACCUAAGAAGUUAAUUUUGAUUUCCAAAAGGUCGGAGAGCCUGCGAUACAGAAAAGAUGAUUGAAAGUGCGUUGUGGGUCUUGAAAUCAAAUGUGGUUGUGGUAAAUGCAUCUAAAUAUACUUUCCUAGUGUGCUUUGCUAAUAAUAAAGUGGCCUUUUUGAUUCUUGAUUGA